AGCAGUGGCGCAUCUCACAUAUCCGCCGCUGGAACAUAACGGCUGCUGUAGGAUGUGAACGAUAUUCGGCCCCGUCACCGGCCUAAGCAUCUGUUUUCCCAUGACAAGCUGGUGCGAGAAGAGAGAGAGCGCGCGAGAGAGUGGACGGUACAGAGGAGCGGGAAGAUAAUCAGUAUUAUUAUGAGAAAAGAGGACGGGGUUGUCGGAGCCGUAUUUGUUUUGCUCGCGGAGAUGAGGCGAGGGAUAGCGAGUCGCUACAAAAUCAUUGGGCUCCGGCCAAGCACUACUCGGUUUUAGCAUAUAUAUAUAUAUAUAUAUCCCGCAGCUCGUGCGUUUUCAUCGACAAUAAUACCCUUUUGAUCGUUACGGUUUGCAUCACAGAAAUAUAAUGCAGCUGUCUCGAGGACAUCUGUGAGAUUUGCUGUUGCCGCUGCCAUGACAGACGCAGGCUUUCCAGCUCCACCGGUGACCGAGCAGGCGGUGUGAGAGGAGCACGGCACAAGCUGCAGCAGCACGGCCGAUGAGGGCUGCCUUCACCGGGGAGAAUAAAUCUGUAAAUUCUGUUCGGGUUAUUCAUCUCUAAUCGUUUGCAAACUCAGGGAAAAUGUCCUCUCGGUCUGCUUUACCGUCUGCGAACGACCGGAGCACAGAUCAUCAUGCAUCUCUGGUGGCAAAUCGUUCAGAGAAGGGGACGAAUGUGUCAAGUCGUUCACUGGGUGCAAGAUGUCGUAACUCCAUGGCCUCUUGCUCAGACGAGCUGCCACACAUUGGAAACUAUCGGCUUGUUAAAACCAUCGGCAAGGGAAACUUUGCUAAAGUCAAACUUGCUCGCCACAUCCUCACAGGCAAAGAGGUUGCAAUAAAAAUUAUCGACAAAACUCAGUUGAACCCAACCAGCCUACAAAAGCUGUUCAGAGAGGUGAGGAUCAUGAAGAACCUCCAUCACCCCAAUAUUGUGCAACUCUUCGAGGUGAUUGAAACAGAGAAGACGCUUUAUCUUGUGAUGGAAUAUGCAAGUGGAGGUGAGGUGUUUGAUUACCUAGUGUCACAUGGGAGAAUGAAAGAGAUUGAGGCUAGAGCCAAAUUCAGACAGAUUGUGUCAGCUGUUCAUUACUGUCAUCAGAAGAAUAUAGUGCACAGAGAUCUGAAGGCAGAGAAUUUGCUGUUGGAUGCAGAUGCUAAUAUAAAGAUAGCAGACUUUGGCUUUAGUAAUGAGUUUACGUUGGGGAAUAAGUUGGACACGUUCUGUGGUUCCCCGCCUUACGCAGCCCCAGAGCUCUUUCAAGGCAAAAAGUAUGAUGGGCCAGAGGUAGACAUCUGGAGUCUGGGGGUCAUCCUUUACACGCUGGUCAGCGGGUCUCUGCCUUUUGAUGGACAGAACCUCAAGGAGCUGCGUGAGCGAGUGCUGAGGGGGAAGUAUCGUGUGCCCUUCUACAUGUCCACAGACUGUGAGGGGAUUCUGCGGAGGUUCCUUGUGCUCAAUCCCAGCAAACGUUGCACUCUAGAGCAAGUGAUGAAGGAUAAGUGGAUGAAUGCGGGGCAUGAGAGUGAUGAGCUAAAGCCUCAUAUUGAGCCAGCAGAGGACUACAGUGACCCCAACCGCAUAGAGAUUAUGGUCGGGAUGGGUUUUACCACAGAAGAGAUUAAGGACUCUUUACUAAAUCAGAAAUAUAAUGAAGUCACGGCUACAUAUCUACUGUUGGGCCUGAAGACUGAGGAUGGCACUGAGUCACGAGUUAGUGGCAGUAUGACAUUGCCACGGGUGCGUCCAAGCCCAAUUACCAACGGAACCAGCAAACCCUCCCCCUCUUCAUCAUCUUCAUCAUCACACAGCAAGACUCAGCGCAGCGCCUCUACCUACCAUCGCCAGCGACGGCACAGUGACUUCUGUGGUCCCAGCAUGCCUGUGAUGCACCCUAAGCGUAGCCCGACCAGUGGUGGAGAUCGUGAGUUGCGUGAGAGUCGCAUGCCGCCGAGGAAGGCCAGCUGCAGCGUAAUGGGCAGUCGGACCCUCCCCCCAUCUAGUCCAAUGGUCAGCACCGCCAACAACCCAAAUAAGGCGGAGAUACCUGACCGACGCAAGGAGAUGACCGCCACCACUAAUAAUAUCCCAGGAAGUACUAUGACCCGCAGGAACACGUACGUAUGUACAGAUCGUUCCAGCACUGACCGACACUCACUGCUGCAGAACGGCAAAGACAACAGCUCUCUGUCUCACCGUCUCCCCCCCACCUCUCCGUCCACUCUCAGUAUUGUGGGAGCAGGAGCCUCCUCCUCCUCUUCCUCAGGUGAGCGCUGUCGGCUGACACGUGGUUCCACCAUCCGGAGCACCUUCCACGGUGGUCAACUCCGUGACCGUGUACCACCUACUUAUGGACCUCCACCCACGUCUCCCAUUCUCAGCCAUGAGGCGGGAGCCCUGCCACCCAACGCCCGCAGCCGGGCCACCUCUAACUUGUUCAGCAAAAUCACCUCCAAACUCACACGCAGGGUCACAAAUGAAUCUGAGGGAGUCCGCAGAUCUUCGGUCACAGGUGGCCAUCUAUCUGGGGAUCAGAAAGCGUCCAAGCCCUGGGGCGGGGGAGGGGGCUGGGAUGUAAGUAGUCAUCUCUCCCGUCCCCCCCGGGCCCCUGCAGAAGUGGUACUGGCCUUGCGUGAGGCAGCCAGGGGGUGUGGCUGCCAGGUCCGGCACGCUGGUCCGUUUCUGCUGUGUUGCAGUCAUGGAGUGGCAGGGUCAAAGGUUGCAUUCCAAGCUGAGGUGUGCCAACUAAGUGUGGGUCUUGCAGAGGCAAAUGGAGUACGCUACACACGCCUGUGGGGGGCCCCCCUUGCCUUCAGGCACAUCGCAUCACAGAUCUCUAAAGAGGUGGAGCUCUGAGGGGACGGGUGGAGAGUAAAUUGUAUAUGCCCCCUCACUAUAUCAAUUGUUAAAGCAAACUGACUUUGAUCUGCCCACCUAUGUGUAACAGACUUAAAAAAAAAUCUGCUCCCACCUCCAGUCAAGAUUCAACAUACACCAAAACUUCAAACACAUACACACACACACACACACACACAUAUAUACAAACACAGUCACGUUAAAGGCGCGGGGCACUAAUAUCCCAAAAUUGUGCAAAUCCACAAAAACAAACACAUCCCAUCAUGUGCAACAUAAACAGGGGUGCUUCUUAACACGAAUACACACAAACACACACACACACAGAGCAGCCUCAUUCACUGGAUCUGGAUUGAAUCCAGUUUAGUAUUUUAUUCUCAUUCUAGUCAUAACAUUUUUACUUAAAUAAUUGAUGUCAUUCUUUUUUUAACCACUUUUGUAUGUUUUCAAGUUUUGACAUUUUAAACGGGUCAUAAUGUAUUAUGUUUUUGUGAUUAUUGUGUCUUACAUUUGUUAUUACAGAGUCAUAAUCUCAUUGAAUCAUUGAAAAUGUAGAACUGUAGCUGCCAAUGAACUAUAUGCACAAAAAUGAAGUUGGCAAAUGUAUCCAAUCAUCAUAGCUCACAGUGCCCACACAAAUCUAAAUCAGACUUGCUGGUGAUCACAAACUUGAUGAGGCUAUAAGCCAACCAAUCGCAGACUCAUCGUGGAACACACUACACUUUGUUCUUGAAAUUGUCAGAGCAGAAUUUUGUUCCUUAGAAAAUGUGUUAUUCUGAUGUGUAGUGCCAGUUUACGUAUUACCUACCGCUGAUUAGUUUAUUAUCCAGAUAUAGAAAAGAGAUUAAAUGCCAAAUGACUUUGCCUGACCGAUCUCAAACAGGCUCUCUGAGCGGUUGAUAUUCCUUUCUUUUCUUUUUUUUUGAUGACUCCUGUUCCAUGAUCCCUUGCAAUUAGAGUUACCUGUCCCUUUAUCAAAUCAGAGUGAAGUUAAGGUUUCAGAGCGUAUGAUUUUUGGAUCUAAGCAAUCAGGAUUAAAGAGACACUUCCUGCAUUGUAGAUUUCUGAACCGUUUUCACGUGAAGGAAAAAACACCUUUCCUAUUGGAUAUUAUUCAGUUGUCAAACUCAUCUUAAUGUAAUUAUUUUACAAAAUUUUAAGUGUAACAUAUAAUAACAAGUAAUGAUCAAUAUGUUCAAUGGAUAAUCAUGGUCUUUAUAACAAAAAAAUGUUUUCCCUGCACCUCCAGCAGGAAACAGUGUCCCUUUUUGCUAAAUAUUACAGCGUAGUGAUUGCCAACUUUAUGUCAGUUAUUAUAAAUUCAACAAUCAAUUCAGACAUUUCAGUGCUUUUUCAUGAAAGUUCCAGGGAUUUAAAUGAUUACAUUUGUAUUCAAAAAACAUUUUGAUUCCUUAUCCAACAAUCAAAUACUGUACCUCAAUGCACCAUAUAAACAAAUGUUUAGUGAUCUUACUGCUGUAUAGAUUUUGGGGGGCAAGUGCACCAACAGGGCUUAGAAAAGAGUGUAUGUGUGUUGUAUGAGGCAAGUUUGCAAGCUUACUUUAAAUAAGUUGGCUAAUAAUUCUCCUAACAAUGCUAUGUCACAUGAACAGAGUUGCAAUUUAAGAAUAGACCAUUCACAUUGUGUCUAGCAUUCUAUCUCGAUAUGACAAUUAUUCAUGGACUGGUCAUGUAUUAUCUGUGGAUCAUAAUGGCUUUUGGAGCCCUCUGCUACAAGCACGUUAUUAGAAAUGUAAUGAAUUUAUGUGCAGGUCUGGCACCUGAAUUGAAGGUAUAGGCUGCUUUUGAUUAAUAUUUAUGGGCAGAAUAAGGUUUAUUAAUUAACUCACCUAUUUCUUUUUUCUGACCAUUUAAAAUAAUGCCCUUUGCUUGCCUAUUGAAACUAGUUUUGGACAUUUAUUGUGUAACAAGACCUAAAAUUGUUUUAAUUGUCAAUUUGCCAAGCAUAAAACUUACAAGAAUAUGUACAAUUUAAUGGCUCAAAAAUCUGUGGUGGUAAUGGUGCAAUAGCAAUAGAUUACUGUUAAUGUUUUGUCUACAAGUUGUUAUCUAUCAUCGUUUCAAGCCAUGCUUAGGCCCUGUUGGUGCUGCCAGCCCAUGGCCAGUAAGAUACUGCGGAAGUACACAGAUUUCAGGUCAGGUACAGCAAUGCGUUAAGGUGUACAGGAUAGUUCUUGCUAGUUCGGUGAUUUUCUUUGUUGCACUCAACAAUGUUUUGUUGGUGUGUGAGAGACGCUUUGAUUGGCUGAGGUAGUCACUGUGCUGUCAUGUGUGAAAUAUUUCGUUGAUACUGAAGGAUUACUUAUUGACUUUCUCCAUGCUCAUAAUGGCAUUUCUCUCUUUGUUCACGAGAGGGUUUUAAAUUGGGUCGAGGUUCUAGUUUAUGGUGUGGACAACAAGGUUGGUUCUUGCUUUUGAUUGUUUAGACUGCAGCAAGUAUGUCAAAGGCUGACCAAGAGUCACAAUUCGUUUAGUUUUCAGAGUUGAUUGACUCCAGAUGUUUCACGGUGGUGCUUCCCUUCAGCCUGCCAUCUCUUCAUCCAUCCUCUCACUGAUCCACUUUUUUGUUGUCUUGUUCAGUUUAUUCUCUUCCUUUGUGCUACAUGUUCAGAAAGAUACCCAGUUCCUUCUCGUUCGAUUGCUGGAAAUAUUUGUCAUUGUUCUGUCUGCUCUGUGAUUGGACUCCUGUUGUGGAGACACUUCCUGUUUCAAACUGAACAGAGUGCAGGUCCUGGACCAGUCUGGCUCUGUCUAGUUUGGACCGCUGAGAUCUGUAUCUGUUAGAUGUCCAUUACGACCUCUGUGCACUCAUGUUGACUUGAAUCAGCUGCAUCCUACGGCUCUGUAGGUAGCACCCAUGUUUGGCCACCGGAGGGCGCCAAUGUCUUAAAUGUGAACACUUCGAUUUGUGUAUAUUUGCACAGGUACUUAAUUUAUUUUCUAUAGUAAUUAUCUUGGGAGAAAAAAAAUACAUGGUUUAUAUCAGUCAGACUCUGGCUGUAUAUAAGAUUAUGAUACUGAUGAUAAUAUUGUGAGUAUAGUAUAUACAGUAUAUUAGAACUCCAGGUUAACUCAUAUCUAGAGCAGAGACCCUCUGCUAGCUCUCCAGACAUUUCUAUGUGUGCUGAACUGAAACACUAACCUGCAAUCCUGCAUGAUAUGGAGAAAGCGAGAGAGAAGAUUCAUGCGAAUAACAGAAAGAGCGAAAGAAUUGAAGGGGGAGAGAGUGUGUGUGUUUGCUGGUUUGCGGAUGAGUGUGCAUGAAUGUGCUAGAGUAUUAGCCCUAGUCUGCUAUUCUGUUCCCCUGGCUUCGUCUGUCUCUCUCUCUCUCUCUCUCUCUCUCCUGGUAGGAAAUGUUUGUGCGGGCAUACCUUUGCCUUGGCAGCCAUACUUGACCUGGAGUGAAUGUGUGUUGGUAUGAAUGAGCUUUUUAUUUGUCCAAAGUAUUAAAAAGUGUAUUAAAUCAUCAAGUGAGGGAAUUUUGAGUCUGUGUGGUGUGUGUGUGUGUGUGUGUGUGUGUGUGUGUGUGUGUUCUGUCUGAAUGGUUAACUCCCUCCAGUGUUGUGCUUUUUGUGAUGUAAACUCUCAGCUAUGACAUUGGAUUUCUCAAGAUGCAUUUAGCUAAUAUGCAAUAUGAUAGAGAGAAGUCAGGUGUACAAACUGUGUAUAUGAGAGAGAGAGAGAGAGAGAGCAAAGAGAGAGACUGAAAGAUUCAAUUCUUGAUGCUGUUUACAAUAAGUUUUUUUAUUAUUAUAAUUUUUCAGAGGUAUUUGCGCCUCUGGCUAAAUGGUAAAAUGGAAACAAAGGAUCUUGAGAGAAAUAAAGUUUACUGAUGUUGGCAUCUUGUGUUCAGUUAUUGCGUUUGUUUGUUUGUAUGGUUAUCCGGAUGCAGAUUUAUGGGGAUCCAAAAAAAGAAAGAAAAUGUAGUCUUGUGUUUUGUUGGCUAAACUGUUUAAACUGCUUAGACUUUAUAAUAGUUCACCCAAAAAAGAAAAUUCUCUCAUUUACUUGAUACCAGAUUUGUUUGACUUUCAUUCAUUUGCAAGUGAAUUGUGAUCAGGCCUUUGAAGCUCCAAAAAGCACAUAAAGUCAGCAUGAAAGUAAUCCAUAAGAUGAUGUAAUACUCUUUUUAAUGCCUUGACCUCUUUUAGAGACCGAUUACCUUCAGAAUGUGAAAGUGGAGAUUUAUAGCAUAAAAAAAAAAUUGUUUCUCACCCACACCUAUCAUAUCUUUUCUGAAGACAUGGAUUUAACUUCUGGAGUCUUAUGGAUUAAUUUUACGCUGCCUUUAUUUGCUUUUUGGAGCUUCAAAUUCCUGAUCACCAUUCACUUGCACUGUAAGGAUCAACAGAGCUGAGAUAUUCUUCUAAAAAUACUUGUGUUCAGCAGAAGAAAGAAAGUCAUACACAUCUGGGAUGGCAUGAGGGUGAGUAAAUGAGAGAAUUUAGAUUUUUGGGUGAACUAUAUUUUAAUCUAUCUGAACUUUAAAUCUAAAGUUUAAGUCAAGACUUUUUUGGUGUUAAAAUAUUUUCCCAGCUUGAUAUGUAGAGACAACUAUAAGUAAGCCAUUCAUAGGUUAAUUUUCUCAAAAACUCACAACACUUUGUCUCUGUUAUGCUAUAAAAAAAUCCUAUGUUUGUUCGAUCGGCCCGUCCAGGCCGACACAACAACAUUGACUUAACCAAUGGUGUUUUUUUAUGUACGCCCAAUGGAAGACGGAAGUGUUUGGAAAAGCUGUUUAUAAUCAGUUAAAACAAUACAUUUUUGCAAUCCUGUUUUGCAACACUAGUGGCGCAGAAUGGUUUUUUUCCUUAAAGGGCACCUUUUACAUAACAAUUGUAAAUAAUUAUCAAAAAAAAUUACUGAAGAAACCAAUAAUAAUGGACUGUGCUCACACAAAUGUUUUUAUGAGGUAUUUUUAUUUAAAUACAACUUGAUUGACUUGAUUCACUUUUUACAACCAAGGUUAAAAUUGAGGUGAAGCCUCGACGACAGGUACUCACACCUGUGCCGGGAAUCUGAUCCCAAGAUGUUACCGACUGAACAGGAAACAAAGUGGAAAAAAGUGAUGGCGAAAUGACAUAGAAGAUAAUGAAGUAUGCAAAGACAUAUGCAAAGUCAAGACUGUCUUUUCGAGCAGCAGUUUUCUCCGCAAUGCUGUCAGACUACAUGAUGGACUAAAAAAAAAAAGACAAGAAAAAAAAAGAGGAAGGGCUCUCGCUUUAUUUCUGAGCGGGGAUCAUGCUGUCGAUGGCCUCGCCCUUCUCCAGCUUCUUCUCCAUGUCAACCAUCAGUUUGACGCCA
Molecule: messenger RNA, 8200 nt
Organism: Xyrauchen texanus (razorback sucker)
Lineage: Eukaryota; Metazoa; Chordata; Actinopteri; Cypriniformes; Catostomidae
Product: MAP/microtubule affinity-regulating kinase 4-like
Exons: 17
Coding region: 605-2878 (757 amino acids)
Biological process (GO): protein phosphorylation; intracellular signal transduction; microtubule cytoskeleton organization
Cellular component (GO): cytoplasm
Molecular function (GO): protein serine/threonine kinase activity; ATP binding; tau-protein kinase activity
Source: RefSeq, a predicted model, not a curated record